Messenger RNA from Pseudoliparis swirei, 1287 nucleotides. Its product is annotated as kynurenine 3-monooxygenase. The record is from RefSeq and is a predicted model, not a curated record. Gene Ontology annotation, biological process: quinolinate biosynthetic process; L-tryptophan catabolic process; NAD+ metabolic process. The coding region runs from base 37 to 1257 and encodes 406 amino acids. The transcript has 13 exons. Lineage: Eukaryota; Metazoa; Chordata; Actinopteri; Perciformes; Liparidae. Gene Ontology annotation, molecular function: FAD binding; kynurenine 3-monooxygenase activity; NAD(P)H oxidase H2O2-forming activity. Gene Ontology annotation, cellular component: mitochondrial outer membrane.
UCUGCAGGGUUCAGACCUCAGAGCAGCAGAAGCACCAUGGAGGACUCCACAGGCAGGACGGCCAAGAAAACCGUGGCGGUGGUGGGCGGUGGUCUGGUCGGGGCGCUGAACGCCUGCUUCUUCGCCAAAAGAGGCUUCAAUGUGGAAGUCUAUGAAACCCGAGAAGAUAUCCGGCGAGCCGAAGUGGUGACGGGCAGAAGCAUCAACCUGGCUCUGUCCCACAGGGGCCGGCAGGCGCUGAAGGAGGUGGGGCUGGAGGAGCAGAUCGUCUCCAAGGGGAUCCCCAUGAGCUCCAGGAUGAUCCAUUCCUUGAGUGGAACACAGUCCCAGAUUCCUUACGGCAGGAGAGGCCAGUUCAUCCUGUCAGUGGACCGGGCCAACCUGAACAAAGAGCUGCUCACAGAGGCAGAGACGUUCCCAAACACGAAGCUGAACUUUGAUCACAAGCUGCAGGACUGGAGUCCUGAAACGGGGGAAAUGACCUUUGUCAGGUCUGACGGCUCGGCCCGGCGGGUCCGGGCGGACUUGGUGGUGGGCUGCGACGGGGCCUUCUCCGCCCUGAGGAAGAGGUUCAUGCGCCGCAGCCGCUUCGACUUCAGCCAGACCUACAUCCCCCACGGCUACAUGGAGCUCACCAUCCCGCCCGCCGCCGGCGGCGAGUUCGCCAUGAAGCCCAACCACCUGCACAUCUGGCCCCGCAACACCUUCAUGAUGAUCGCCCUGCCCAACCUGGACAAGACCUUCACCUGCACCCUCUUCAUGCCCUUCGAGGAUUUCGAGAAGAUCACCACGGGCGACGAGGUCAUCGACUUCUUCCAGCAGUUCUUCCCCGACGCCAUCCCGCUAAUCGGAGUCGAUGCUCUCCAGAGGGAUUUCUUCCGGCUGCCCGGCCAGCCCAUGGUGUCCAUCAAGUGCUCCCCGUACCACAUCGGGGACAAGUGCGUCCUCAUGGGGGACGCGGCGCACGCCGUGGUGCCUUUCUACGGCCAGGGCAUGAACGCCGGCUUCGAGGACUGCCUCGUCUUCGGGGAGAUAAUGGACCAGAUGGACGAGGACUUCAGCGCCGUCCUGCCGGAGUACAGCAGGGUGCGGGUCCCAGACGACCACGCCAUCGCGGACCUGGCCAUGUACAACUACAUAGAAAUGCGAGCCCACGUCAACUCCAACUGGUUCCUCUUCCGGAAACGUGUGGAUGACCUGCUCCACUUCCUGCUGCCGAAGACCGUCGUGCCGCUCUACACCAUGGUGAGAGGAUGAGUCUACACCAUGGUGAGAGGAUGAGUCUAC